AUGGUUCAAUCAAGCAUCGUCGUACCUACAACAAGUCAGAAACGUACAAAUGAUGAGGAGGCAAGCAAUACCCAAUCUCCUGAAGAGAUAAAAAGGCCUCGUAUCCAAGAAAGCGAAGCAGGACAGAAGCGCAACAAAAGACUGUUUGGCGCAUUACUCGGCACAUUGAAUAAAUUCAAGGACGAAACUGAAAAAAACAGUGAAAUAGAUAAGAAACGACAAGCUAUCAACGAGAAACUGCACGAAAAAUUGGAAAGGGAGAGAGCACAGCUCCAGGAGUCUCUAAGAGAACGUAGAGAGGAAAAAAUGAGACAGGCAGAAGAGAAACUAGAAAAAGAAAAGCAGUUAUGGCAAGAAAAGAAGGAGCGAUCACGAUUACAACAAGAAGAGCUAUUAGCAAACUUUUUGAAGACGACAACUCAACCUGCAUUAUACUACCUACCCCAAAAGUUAACAGACAGCAUGCAAAGCAAGAUAAACCAGCAAAAAGAGCAAGCAUCAGGAGCAAAGAGAAAUUUUGAUGGGGAAAAUUGCAACGACGAUCCUCUAACAGACAACGAGGAAGAGAGAAAGGAAAAUGAAAAGGCAAAAGAGACAGAGAGAGAUGUCAAUGAUCGUCGUUUUUCAGAGUAUGAAUCUGAUGGAGAGGAAAAAGAGAUCAGGGCCUCCAAAGACACAAGCGAUAAAGUAGAUCAGGAGGCAACGGCAAAAGAAUAA
This is a messenger RNA of Mucor velutinosus, 717 nucleotides long. RefSeq names its product Peptidyl-prolyl cis-trans isomerase pin4. The transcript is spliced from 4 exons. Lineage: Eukaryota; Fungi; Mucoromycota; Mucoromycetes; Mucorales; Mucoraceae. Gene Ontology annotation, cellular component: catalytic step 2 spliceosome. The record is from RefSeq and is a predicted model, not a curated record. The coding region runs from base 1 to 717 and encodes 238 amino acids.